Molecule: messenger RNA, 1143 nt
Organism: Microdochium trichocladiopsis
Lineage: Eukaryota; Fungi; Ascomycota; Sordariomycetes; Xylariales; Microdochiaceae
Product: estradiol 17-beta-dehydrogenase
Exons: 2
Coding region: 1-1143 (380 amino acids)
Molecular function (GO): oxidoreductase activity, acting on the CH-OH group of donors, NAD or NADP as acceptor
Source: RefSeq, a predicted model, not a curated record
AUGCCCAUGCACAACGGCUGGCUGCCCCGCGAGGGCUUCUACUUUGAUGUCAUCCUCAGGCUCAUUGGCAAAACGGCCCUCAACCCGGCCCUCCUCCUCCCCGUCGUCCUCGCCGCAAAAUACUCAAAGCAGGGCGAGGAUCUCUCCAUCCUCCACCCCGUCGCCUUCUCCCGCAUAAAGACGCUCUUCUACCUCGGCCUCGCCCGGUACCUCAGCGCCAAGCUCACAGACGGCGUCGUCAACAACUUCACCUCGGACAAGUACUACUGGCCCAGCGAGAUUGCCGUCGUCACCGGCGGCGCGGGCGGCAUUGGCGGCCAUGUCGUCAAGUUCCUGGCCGAGAAGCGCGUCAAGGUCGUCGUCCUUGAUAUCCAGGAGAUGACCUUCCCCCUGCCCGCCGGCUGCCGCUACUACAAGGUCGACCUGACCAACCGGGCCAGCGUCAAGGAGGUCGCCGACAAGGUCCGCAGCGAGGUCGGCAACCCCACCAUCAUUGUCAACAACGCCGGCGUGGCGCGCGGCAAGACCAUCCUGGAGACGUCGGAGCGCGACCUCAAGUUCACCUUUGACGUCAACUGCUUCGCCCACUUCUACACGGUGCAGGAGUUCCUGCCCGCCAUGGUCGCCAAGAACCACGGCAUGAUUGUCACCGUCGCCAGCUUCGCCGCCUGGCUCUGCGUCCCCAACAUGGUCGACUACGGCGCCUCCAAGGCCGCCGCCAUGGCCUUCCACGAAGGGCUCACCUCGGAGCUCAAGACGCGCUACAACGCCCCCGCCGUCCGUACCGUCAUUGUCAACCAGGCCUACACAAAGACCCCGCUCUUCCAGGGCUACAACGCCGACUCGGCCUUUGUCAUGCCUCCCCUCGAGCCAGAGACGGUCGCCGAGGCCAUCGUCCGCCAGAUCCUGACCGGCCGCUCGGGGCAGGUCAUCGCCCCGGACAUGGGCCACGUCGUGCAAGGGCUGCGCGGCAUGCCCGGGUGGUGGCAGUACCGCCUCCGCGAGAAGUGCGAGAACCUCAUGACCAACUGGUCCGGCCGCCAGGUCGUCAAGGAUGUCGAGGGCCACUACGAGGGCCGCGACAAGAAGUCCCAGAGCGAGAGCAGUACGGAUGGGAGCACAGUCCUCGUUGGCAAGCCAUAA